This is a messenger RNA of Mercenaria mercenaria, 1363 nucleotides long. RefSeq lists its product as uncharacterized. The record is from RefSeq and is a predicted model, not a curated record. The transcript has 9 exons. Lineage: Eukaryota; Metazoa; Mollusca; Bivalvia; Venerida; Veneridae. The coding region runs from base 42 to 1163 and encodes 373 amino acids.
CACACAAUGAUAGUACAUUUAGUAAUCAAGUGUUGAACAAAAUGACUGACGGUAAAAGUUACCCAGGAUUUACUGGCGAGCGAUUCCCUGAAAAGUUCGAUAUUAGGGCUAUGCCGGAGCAGCCAAACGAUCUUAAACCAGGCCAGCUCCCAGAGGAUGAAAUCAGGAAGUUUUUCACUAAGGGAUACGUUGUAGUGAAUGAUUUCUUUAAACCCUCUGAGCUGGAGCCGGUAAAGGAUGCAAUUAAUCAGUAUGUCGAUGUUCUUGCAAACAAACUCUAUGAAGCGGGCAAAAUUAAAGAUCCAUACAGCGAUCAUGGAUAUCUAGACAGACUUUGUAAACUGGAAGAAGAAUUCCCUGGAGCAAACAUUCUCUGUUUUAAGCAGAUGGGAAGUGUCCCGCAAGCAUUGAAAGAUUUAUGGUCAAACGAGCGGCUGUUGAAUGUUGUCGAACAAUUAAUUGGCCCUGACAUCGCUGGAAAUCCUGUCUGGAAUCUCAGAACAAAAACUCCGAAAAAUGAGGCUACAACAGUACCCUGGCAUCAAGAUUGCUCAUACACGGAUAAUAGCUCAUAUAACGUGUUGAUUCCUACAGCCUGGAUUCCGUUCUUGGAUACUGAUGAAAAUAAUGGCUGCUUACAGAUUAUAGAAAAUGGGCACCAGCCUGGUUUGGUUGCAAGGCACCAGUGUUGUUGGGGAGGCACGUGGUACACAAUGCUGGAAGAGGAGGAAAUGGUGAAUACUCUAGGGAUAGAUGUCAAGAAGCAAUUAAAAACUUUGCCAAUAAAGUAUGGCAGUAUGGUGCUCUUUAACAAUGUGAUUCCUCAUCGAAGUCUUGACAAUCUGUCCGAUCACGUACGUUGGAGUGUUGACUUAAGGUGGCAGCGUCCCUCGGAUCCUGCAUGUUUCUAUGGCCUAAAAGAUGCUGUUGUGAUGAGGUCUUCCAAAGACCCUAAUCUAAAAAUAGACUGGGAAAGUUUUGAUUCUAUCAACAGACACGAGGCCCAGGACAAAAUGUUGAAGGAUGACUCAACGGUACAAUCCAUACCUCAAGAAGACCCAGACUUUGAUAUCCGAAUCCUUGGUCCUUGGAUGAAGAAAUGGGAAUUAGUUCACACGAACAGACACACGGAGGAAUUUGUAAGAUCCGAAAAAGCUCAGUAGCAACGAAUGCAUUUCGAGUUGUACUAGACAAUUAUUACUUUCGACUGAAAGAUGAAACCGAUUUGGUCAAAUUACAUACAAUGUAUACACUGACAAAAAGUUAUAUUAACUCAAUACAAGCCUCCUGUUGUUUUCUAAUAAUGGCUAAAUUACUGGAGUCAUUUGCAUAAGCUUACAUUUAUUAAAUGACUGUACCAGUG